Messenger RNA from Aureobasidium namibiae CBS 147.97, 1005 nucleotides. Its product is annotated as hydrolase, TatD family protein. Lineage: Eukaryota; Fungi; Ascomycota; Dothideomycetes; Dothideales; Saccotheciaceae. Gene Ontology annotation, molecular function: 3'-5'-DNA exonuclease activity. The record is from RefSeq and is a predicted model, not a curated record. Bases 1 to 1005 code for a protein of 334 amino acids. The transcript is spliced from 3 exons. Gene Ontology annotation, cellular component: cytosol.
AUGUCAACAACAGCAGGGAGCGAUCCACUCACAGCAGGCCUGAGUGCCGUGCCCGUCCAACACGAAGACAAGACGACCGCGUCUCUUCGAUUUGCCGAUAUUGGCAUCAACCUGAGUGAUCCUAUUUUCCGCGGCGUCUACCACGGCAAGAAGGCCCAUGACGACGACCUACCACAAAUUGUCCAACGUGCUCUUGGAGCGGGAUGCCGAAAGCUCAUGGUCACGGGCUCUGACCUCGAGGAGUCUCGGAAGGCCAUUGAUUUGGCUGAGCAAUACCCUGGCCUCUGUUACGCUACCGUCGGAGUGCACCCAUGUUCCGCCAUGACUUUCGACAAGUACGAGCAAGGCCCCGACGCACUGCUGUCCGCUCUCCGCGACCUCGCCAUCAAGACAAAGGCUGCCGGUACAGCAGCAGCGUAUGGCGAAUUCGGCCUGGACUAUGACCGACUACACUACGCCGACAAGGAGACUCAGAUCAAGUACUUUCGCAAGCAGCUCGAUAUUGCUGUCGAGGUACAGCUCCCAUUGUUCUUACACUCGCGCGCAGCAGCAGAAGACUUUGAAGCAAUCUUGAAAGAGAGACUGGACGAGCUGCCGCAAAGAGGAUGCGUACACAGUUUCACAGGAACACUGGAAGAGAUGAAGAACAUCGUGGCCAUGGGCUUUGACGUCGGCAUCAACGGAUGCAGUCUAAAGACAGAAGAGAACGUUCAAGUGGUCAGAGAAGUUCCCUUGGAACGCAUACAAAUCGAGACCGACGGUCCUUGGUGCGAGAUGCGACCUUCGCAUGCUUCGGCCAAGUAUCUCAAGGACGCACCCCAGCUGCCCAAAGCCGUCAAGAAAGAGAAAUGGACAACCGAGAACAUGGUCAAGGGCAGAAACGAACCUUGUACCAUCCCCAAUGUGGCUUAUGCUAUUGCCAAUAUCAAGGGCAUUUCGGUCGAGGAAGUAUGCGAAGCCGCUUGGAACAACUCGAUCAAGAUGUUUGGACUUGGUGAGAGGUAG